GUUCUUAAUUUUGACCCGAGCUUUUAACCUUGAAUGACAACAUACGCAAUGUAUCUAAACGAAAUAUUAUCGAGUAGUAUUGCAACAGAAUGUAACAUUUAAUAUCACAAUAUUUAGUUUAGUAUUACUAAUAUAAGUUAAUGAACACAUUUCGCGAAGAUCUAUUAUAAAGGCAUUGCUAUUUGUUGUAUAUCUGUUGUACAUGUGCACGAUAUAAACAAUUUACGACCUUUCGGUAUUCGGACUUUCUCAAGUUAGACAAGCUGCGACAAAAUGAAGCUGUCAUUCGACGCCACGCGCCUACUCAAGAUUACCGCCACCGGUUGUGCCGGACUCUUUGCCGGGGCAGCAUUCUAUAUCAACGCCGCCGACCAGCCGGCGCGCAUGACCCUUGACGUGGCCAGCUGCAGACGACACUGGAUAGAGGUCUACAAUCGCGCCAAGUGGUUCCAGGGGGCUAUGUGCAUGGCGGGAUCCCUAUCCGGCGCCGCCGUGUAUUACCUGGAAUCGGAAGCGGAAAACAGGGCCCUUUGGUUGGCGGGGGCCGGGGUGUUCGUCCUGGUGUUUCCGUUCACGAUAUUUGUGAUGGGUCCUGACAUUAAAAAGAAUCUGAAAGAAGACGUGCUGGAAACCGCAGGAGAGACCUGGGUGCUGAACCACAUAAAGCGAUGGAACAAGCAGCAUAUGUUUCGCACUGCCUUUGGACUACUCGCCUUCGACCUAUUUCUGCUGGCGCUGGCGAACUAGUUAUUUUGCAAAAUGUGCCUAUGCGCCAUUUUGUUCAUAUGAAGACUUGACCUUGUAUGGGUCGAACGCAUUGAAGUCAUAUAAAUAUAACAAACACGCACGGGAAAACAGUAUUUCAUUUUAUUUCUAUUAUAUAUAUUCAGGGUGCAGGAUUUCUUAAGCAUUUCAACUAGUGCAUAAAAGACAGGUUUAUAUGCUGAUUAUGGCAAUGUGAACAACGUCAUAAUAACUUUGUUAAAUAAGCCUGUGUUCUUUUUUAAAAUUCGAUUUUUACUUCAUGGUUAUGUUUUACAGAACGUGAAAUUUUGUCAACGAUUUCAGACGUAUUCAAUCAUUUAUUUUUAUACCGUAAGACAUUGGCACAAACUGAAGGAAAAACUAUAUUUUAUGCACUUAAGAUUUUUUGCAAAUGUAUUUCAAUAACUUGAGAUAUCUGCAAAAAUAAAGUUCUUAACGGUG
Molecule: messenger RNA, 1206 nt
Organism: Dreissena polymorpha
Lineage: Eukaryota; Metazoa; Mollusca; Bivalvia; Myida; Dreissenidae
Exons: 4
Coding region: 274-747 (157 amino acids)
Source: RefSeq, a predicted model, not a curated record